CCGCUCAGCAGUGGUGCGAGGCCGCGUGGUGACGUCAAUGGGCAUGGGUCUGGUGGGUGUGCGUGUGAGCACCAGCAUCGUACAGGAGGGAUUCACCCUAACACGGGAGGAUGGCUGGUUCGACCUGUUGGUCAACGGGGGCGGCGCAGUUACACUGCAAUUUGGUCGAACGCCCUACCGACCGCAGAACUAUAUCGUCAAUGUGCCCUGGAAUGAGGUUGUGAUAAUCGACACAGUUGAGAUGUACCUGAACGAUGACAAGCCAGCUUCGGUUGGCCCACAUGCGUGUCGCGCGCACGACUAUGACCUGAUGAAGCCGGUCGUGUUGGCAACGUGGAAGCACGGAUUCCAGGGUUCGUGUCCCGACAAGAGUGCCAUUCUCGCCGAGUCUCAGGGUCUCGGCCGGGUGAAAAUGUUUUAUAAGGAGCUAGAAAUUUUGGCACUUACCCACAGCUAUCACUCCCACCGUAAUCCCAAACCACAGGACACUCACGUAUAUCAUAAUGCCGGAAAAACAACUUAA
Messenger RNA from Nilaparvata lugens (brown planthopper), 523 nucleotides. RefSeq names its product teneurin-m-like. Gene Ontology annotation, biological process: motor neuron axon guidance. The transcript is spliced from 3 exons. The annotation marks the transcript as partial. The record is from RefSeq and is a predicted model, not a curated record. Lineage: Eukaryota; Metazoa; Arthropoda; Insecta; Hemiptera; Delphacidae.